UCAAACGAAAAAGCAGCACGGUAUCUACUACAACUCGGUGUAUUACCAUAAUCCGAUGGAGUGGCAAUGGCGUACAAGACAUUCGGAAAGACAGAAAUAUUUUUUGAAAUUUGUCAAAACAUAUGCAGCUAUCUAGAACAGAAGUCAAAAGACAUAGUAAAUGUAUGGGCGGCAUAUAGAAAGGAAGGGGAUGAAGAGACUGAUGUAGUAUUCGUUGUAUGCACACGGAAUAAAUCAGUUGAAGUCGAUUUUGAAGGCUUCUCUGUAUACCAGAGAGCCAUUUCUGAAUACAGCUCUGAGAGUAGGGAAGUUUUGGCAGAAGAAUUGAACAAGAAGUUUGACAAACCUUUGUUAGAUAUGUUAAGACUAUGUAUACAAGCCCGUGCCAAAGAAUUGUUGGUAAAUCACAGCAGUAUUAGUAUGAUAUCACCAAGCAUCAUCAAGUCUAAACGGUUCGGUCAGAACGCUCACGAAUUAAUUGUAACAAAAAAGCCAUGCAUCGCGUUGUAUGUUCAUAUUAAAGGUUUGAUUCCAAUUAAAGAAAAAGCAUUCCCAACAGAAAUAGACGGAUUCCAGACUGAUGUAAGGGAGGCUGGAUUCACUCCUUUUACCGGUGGUCCUAACGAAUUUCAUGAACAUUUAAAGAUGGGAUGUGCGGUGCAUGCAAACGUGACUAACUCGGAAGGUGAUAUUAUGGGUGGCACUUUAGGAGGCUUUAUAAAUCAUCCCAGAUAUGGAAAAUGCUGCCUUACAUGUGCUCAUGUGGUCACAAAGCCUAAUGAUAUGAUAAAUCUACGGGACAACAACGGAGGUAAAGCUGUCAUCGGAACAGACCGUAAUUAUUUGGUUUAUCAACCUGUAUGUACUGGAUCCAGGCCCUUCGGUCGACUUGUCUGCGUUGUCUAUAAAGAAGGUGGUGAAGGUAAAAGUGGAAUCGAUGCUGCUUUGAUCAAAAUAACUGAUAGAUUACCAAAAACUGGCGAUUUUCCCGACACCGAUAACUACAUUGAAGCUGGUUUUGACCAGAGUCGGCCAAUGAUUUUCAAUUCGGGAAUAACACGUGAUUUGUCCGAUGAUGAUAUCAGUACUGAAGUGGUUAAAUUUGGUGCCAUCACUGGAGUAACAAGAGGACUUGUGCGCAUGAAUGGGUCCAUUAUUCGACGGACCAACAUGUGUGGUUAUUCUGAGUUUGGUUACCUACUUCAUAAUCAAGUUGAAAUUCUGUCUGUCGGUAGCAAACCGUUCGCAUUAAGUGGCGAUUCAGGUGCACUUGUUUUUGCAAAAGACAGGUCUAAUGAGCUUGUAGCUGUCGGCAUGGUAGAAGGUGGAAUGUCAGAUGGUAGGAUAAUGAUUACGCCGAUGUGUCAGAUUUUAGCAGAACUAAUCCCUCCUUCUGAAGUACAAACAAAAGUGUCCUUAUCAGAAGAACAUCCGUCCUUUUAUCUGAAAUUGCAACCAUCAACAGAUAGUAUUGAGGACUGUGGUGUCGACAUGGCUGUUGACGACACAUUGUCAAAUGAGAAUACAAUUCCGACGCAACAUCAACUUGUAUCUGACUUUCAAAUAUUGCAUACUGAAGUGAGUCAGAUGAAAAAUGAAAUAACUUCAUUACGAAACAAUACAAAUGAGAUGUUCAGUGGCCUUUCUCAAAAAAUAGAUUUACUAUUGCAGUCUAGGCAGCCGUUUAAACACAAGUCCGGGUUCCCGUUGUCAGGGAAAGGUAAAAGAAAAAAGUGUUUUUUUCAAGGUCAGGGAAAAGUGAGGGGAGUUUAUAAUUCUUCAGGGAAAUUUGGAAAUCAGGCUAAAGUCGGGGAAAAGUCAGGGAAAUUUGGAACCAGAGAUCCAGAGCAAAAAAAUUCUGAUUUGUUAAAAAUCAAAUAGAAUGAAAGUAAAAG
Messenger RNA from Mercenaria mercenaria, 1895 nucleotides. RefSeq lists its product as uncharacterized. The record is from RefSeq and is a predicted model, not a curated record. Bases 67 to 1881 code for a protein of 604 amino acids. NCBI's taxonomy places the organism in Eukaryota, Metazoa, Mollusca, Bivalvia, Venerida, Veneridae. The transcript has 2 exons.